Salvia miltiorrhiza (redroot sage) is the source of this 2137-nucleotide messenger RNA. RefSeq names its product putative clathrin assembly protein At1g03050. Gene Ontology annotation, cellular component: clathrin-coated pit; clathrin-coated vesicle. The transcript is spliced from 3 exons. Gene Ontology annotation, molecular function: SNARE binding; phosphatidylinositol-4,5-bisphosphate binding; 1-phosphatidylinositol binding. Gene Ontology annotation, biological process: clathrin coat assembly; clathrin-dependent endocytosis; vesicle budding from membrane. The record is from RefSeq and is a predicted model, not a curated record. The coding region runs from base 198 to 1934 and encodes 578 amino acids. NCBI's taxonomy places the organism in Eukaryota, Viridiplantae, Streptophyta, Magnoliopsida, Lamiales, Lamiaceae.
AACAAAAACUGUGAAAUUCAUAGGGGAAAUUGACAGCCAACAUACGAAAAGAGAAGAAACAUUUUUCUUCUCUCCAAAAAACAUCAAAGAUUUAGCUCCCCUAAAUAUUUUCUUCCUACAAUCCAAAGAGGGAAAAAAAUAACUAUAUUUGCCAGCCACAGGUUGGCAGAAGUUGCAAUCCAUCAAGAAAGGAAAAUAUGGGUCCAAGUAAGUUAAGGAAAGCCAUUGGGGCGGUGAAAGACCAGACCAGCAUUGGCCUGGCCAAGGUUGGCAGCAGCGCCUCCCUGUCCGAUCUCGACGUGGCUAUCGUGAAGGCCACACGGCACGAGGAGUACCCUCCCGACGAGCGCUAUGUCCGUGAGAUAUUGAACCUCACGACCUACUCCCGCACGUUUGUUAACGCGUGCGUGAGGACCAUCGCAAGGCGCCUAAGCAGGACUAGGAAUUGGGUGGUGGCCUUGAAAACCCUAAUGUUGAUCCAACGCCUCCUCUCGGAGGGCGACGAGGCAUACGAGCAGGAGAUCUUCUUUGCGACUAGGCGCGGCACUCGUCUCCUCAACAUGUGUGAUUUUAGAGAUGCCUCCGCUCACUCCAACUCGUGGGACUACUCGGCAUUUGUCCGCACCUACGGCCUCUACUUGGACGAGCAGCUCGAGUUCAGGAUGCAGGGCCGUAGAGGGAUCCAUGGCGGCUAUGAAUGCCACGUCCCAGACACUGCCAUUGUGCCCAAGAACACUCCUCUCUGUGAUAUGAAGAUCGAGAAGAUCUUUUAUAGGAUUAAUCAUCUAAUGCAACUUCUCGAGAGGUUCUUGGCAUGCAAGCCAACAGGUGCAGCUAGAGAGAACAGGGUGGUGAAUGUGGCUUUGUACCCUAUUGUGAAAGAGAGUUUCCAACUAUGCUACGACAUAACUGAGAUUAUGGCGAUCUUGAUUGAACGGUUCAUGCAGCUUGAUAUACCUGAAAUGGUGAAAGUCCAUGAGAUCUUCUCUCGUGUGUCCAAGCAAUACGAUGAUGUGGACGCAUUCUACACUUGGUGUAAGAAAGUCGGCAUUGCGCGUUCCUCUGAGUAUCCUGAAGUUGAGAAGAUCUCACAAAAGAGACUCGAUAUGAUGGACGAUUACAUUCGUGAAAGGUCGACCAUGGACCACGACAGGAGGCCCGCCAGCCCGGACCCAGAGCCCGAACUAAUUCAAGAGACAGAGCCCGAAGAGGAUAUGAAUGCCAUCAAGGCAUUGCCACCACCAGAAACUUUUGUACAAGAGGAAGAAGAGAAUGAGGAAGUGGAAGAGGAGCCAAAAGAAGAGCAAAAGAAAACUCAAGAAGAGGGGAAUUUGCUGAACUUAGGUGAAAAUGCACCAACUACACAAGAACAUGGUGACAAACUUGCAUUAGCUCUAUUUGACGGUGGUCUAUCCACUGCCGGUCCGGAGAAUGAAACGACACCAUGGGAGGCCUUCAAAGAGUCAUCGUCGGGUGACUGGGAGACGGCAUUAGUCCAAUCUGCUAGCCAUUUGUCGAACCAAAAGGUAUCACUUCCCGGAGGGUUUGAUACAUUGAUUCUUGAUGGCAUGUACCAACAAGGAACACUGGCUCAGGCGGUGGCUUCUUCGGGUCUUAUAGCUACGGGAAGUGCUAGUAGUGUUGCUCUAGGGUCAGCGGGGCGGCCGGCCAUGCUGGCAUUGCCGGCACCACCAUCCGCUGAGAGCGGAGCCACCACUUCUGAGAAUUCCGACCCUUUUGCCGCCUCUCUUGCCGUACCCCCACCACCAUAUGUGCAGAUGUCAGAGCUGGAGAAAAAGCAUAACUUUCUUGUACAAGAGCAGAUAAUGUGGCAACAAUAUGCAAGGGAUGGGAUGCAGGGACCAGCAGCUUUACACAAGGCAAACUCGGGUUCAUAUCCAUACAACAAAGGAGGUUACACGACUACACAUUAAGCUACUUACAGAAAUAAUACAGCAUAGAAAACAGUUACUGGUGGCCAAACUUGAUAUGCAAUUGAGUUGUAUCAAACCGGAUCAUGCAAAGAGAUGUCAAAAUACUAGGUUAUAAUUGUCUAGAAACUUGCCUUCGUUUCUUGCACUUAAUUGUAGGAGGAAUUUUCGGCUAUAAACUUGCAUUAACUAGAUCUUCUCCUCAA